CGACUUCUUCGGUCUUGCAACAAGGAACAAGGAAGUUCCGGGUGGGAUUUGCGAUACCCACCACCUUGCAAGCUGCUCAAACUGUUGAUUUUCGUCGGCCUCCGUUAUAGCCUAUGCCUGACACGCUGUGCAAAAUGCGUGUAUCUCAGAUAAUAAGUGCUCCACAGAUCAAGGCUGUAUGCACCAGUGCAGCUGGUGACCUGGACGGCUUCAAAGCACAUGCUGUCUUCCAGGAGAUCAACAAGAAGCUACAAGAGGAUGGGGAGCAGUUUGUGAAGAAAAUCGGUGGGGUUUUUGCAUUCAAAGUCAAGGACGGACCAGAUGGUAAGGAGGCCACCUGGAUUGUGGACGUGAAAAAUGGCAACGGCUGCGUUCACAAUGACACAGCCAAGAAAGCUGACUGCACCAUUGCCAUGUCGGACGGCGACUUGUUGGCCCUCAUGACGGGGAAAAUGAAUCCUCAGACCGCUUUCUUCCAAGGCAAGCUGAAGAUCACAGGGAACAUGGGCCUGGCCAUGAAGCUCCAGAACCUGCAGCUGCAGCCAGGCAAAGCCAAGCUGUAAGGGGUGGAGGGCAGGGGGGAGGGGGGCUCACAGCCCUCCAUCCCACUCCACACACCCACAGCCCACAACCCUCCGUAGACUGGGCCGCAGAGAUUCACCGACGUGGAUGAGACCAGGCAAGACCAGACUCUGGCUUCAUUUAUACGAAUUUGGGAGUGACGGGAGAGAAAUUGGAGACAACAAAGGAAGGACGUGUCCUCUUAUUUCUGCUCCUUUCACUUUUCUGCUGUUUGUUUUUUUGUUUUUUCCUAACAAGGUAACAACACUCUAGAUUGGUAGAGACUCUAGGUGUGCACCAGGGCAUACUUUUUUUAAUAUUAAUGCAACUUGAUCGAUUAGUGACUGAAACGUUUCUGUUAAAAAAAGAGCGGAAAUAAAGAGGGGCAUCAUUUUAUUUCCUUUAUGUGAAAAUAUCCUGUACAUGUUACUCUACCUGAGUGAUUCCACACGUCCCUGUGUGUGUGUGUGAGAGACUGUGUGUGUGUGUGUGUCUACUCUCACUCUUGUGACAACUGAGAAAGCCGUCAAGUGUUUGCAGUACACUCCAGAUUCAAACAACUCUGUGUUGACAUGUUGCGAUCGCCUUGAAAAGAGAGAAAACAUUCUUCCUUAAACAUUGAUACUGUCUAAGGGCUGUAUUUGAAGAUGAUGUCAAAAGAAAUGAAACCACUACGCAUUGUAUAUAUUGUUUGAGUACUUUCUUUAAUUAUUCAGCUGGAUUCUCAGCUGUACUGUACCCAUGUCAGUGGUUUCAGACUCAUGUUGUCACUUUUGCUCUUGUUACAGUUGUGCACACUCUACAGAUACCCUUGACUUUGGCCACUUUUAAGAAUUUUCUUAAUAAUUGCCCAGUGGAUGUUAGAUUUUAUACUAAAUAAACCUUGAGUAUGAUUGAA
Molecule: messenger RNA, 1459 nt
Organism: Alosa sapidissima (American shad)
Lineage: Eukaryota; Metazoa; Chordata; Actinopteri; Clupeiformes; Clupeidae
Gene: scp2b
Product: sterol carrier protein 2b
Exons: 5
Coding region: 114-563 (149 amino acids)
Cellular component (GO): cytosol
Source: RefSeq, a predicted model, not a curated record